UCGUUUCACCUGUACCUGCACUCUGUGUGGAAAGAGUUUUGGAAGAAAAGGCUAUCUUAAGAUUCACAUGAUGAUACACACUGGAGAGAAACCAUUCACAUGCACUCAGUGUGGGAAGAGUUUCAACCAAUCAUCAAACCUUAAUCUACACGUGAGGAUCCACACUGGAGAGAAACCAUUCACAUGCACUCAGUGUGGGAAGAGUUUCAGCUGCUCAUCACACCUUAAUCUACACAUGAGGAUCCACACUGGAGAGAAACCAUUCACAUGCACUCAGUGUGGAAAGAGUUUCAACCAAAUAUCAAACCUCAAUCUACACAUGAGGAUCCACACUGGAGAGAAACCAUUCACAUGCACUCAGUGUGGGAAGAGUUUCAGCCAAUCAUCAUCCCGUAAUCUACACAUGAGGAUCCACACUGGAGAGAAACCAUUCACUUGCACUCAGUGUGGGAAGAGUUUCAUCCGCUCAUCAUCACUUAAUCUACACUUGAUGAUCCACUCUGGAGAGAAACCAUUCACUUGUAGAGAGUGUGGAAAGAGUUUGGCAAGCAAAAGCAAACUUAAGAUUCACAUGAUGAUCCACACAGGAGAGAAACCAUUCACAUGCACCCAGUGUGGGAGGAGUUUCAGCCAAUCAUCUUGCCUUAAUAAACACAUGAGGAUCCACACUGGAGAGAAACCAUUCACAUGCACUCAGUGUGGAAAGAGUUUCAGCCAAUCAUCAUCCCUUAAUCAACACAUGAAGAUCCACACUGGAGAGAAACCAUUCACAUGCACUCAGUGUGGGAAGCGUUUCAGCAUAUCAUCAAACCUUAAUCAACACAUGAUGAUCCACACCGGAGAGAAACCAUUCAAAUGUACUCAGUGUGGGAAGAGUUUCAGCAAAUCAUCUAACCUUAAUCAACACAUGAUGAUUCACACUGGAGAGAAACCAUACACAUGUCCUCAGUGUCGGAAGAGUUUCAGCAAUUCAUCAAACCUUAAUAAACACAUAAUUAUUCACACUGGAGAGAAACCAUUCACAUGCAACCAGUGUGGGAAGAGUUUUAGCCGAUCAUCAAUGCUUUAUAGACACAUGAAGAUCCACACCAGAGAAAAACCAUUCACAUGCACUCAGUGUGGGAAGAGUUUCAGCAAAUCAUCACACCUUAAUCAACACAUGAUGAUCCACACCGGAGAAAAGCCAUUCAAAUGUACUCAGUGUGGAAAGAGUUUCAGCCAACCAUCAAACCUUAAUCAACACAUGAUGACCCACACUGGAGAGAAACCAUACACAUGUUCUCAGUGUGGGAAGAGUUUCAGCAAAUCAUCACACCUUAAUCAACACAUGAGGAUCCACACCGGAGAGAAACCAUUCACAUGCAACCAGUGUGGGAAGAGUUUCAGCUUAUCAUCAACGCUUUAUAGACACAUGAAGAUCCACACCAGAGAAAAACCAUUCACAUGCACUCAGUGUGGGAAGAGUUUCAGCCAAUCAUCAACGCUUUAUAGACACAUGAAGAUCCACACCAGAGAAAAACCAUUUACAUGCACUCAGUGUGGGAAGAGUUUCAGCCAAUCAUCACACCUUAAACACAUGAAGAUCCAAACUGGUGUGAGAGAGUAUAUGUGCUUGGAGUGUGAGAAGACUUUUAUUACAGCUGCAGAAUUGAAACGGCACAAGAGGAUUCACACUGGAGAAAAACCGUACAAGUGUUCACAGUGCAGUAACUCACUCAAGAACCCUGAAAACACAUGAGUGAUUCACACUGGAGAGAAACCCUAGACAUGAUCAGUGUGUACAGAGUUUCACUCAUUUGGGGCAGCUUAAGAAUCACAUGGGAUGGUUUCCGGUAUGGCGUCGACACAUGUAGCAGCAUAGAAAGAGCGCUCCCAUACACACUGGUAUUAUUCCUCCUUUUUACAUCAUAUAUGAUAACCUAAACCAUAUUUAAAUAACAUGGAGGGGGACAAAAACAAAAAGGCUAGGACAAAACAACCAUUGAAACCUGAAAAAAAAAAAACGAGAAAUCAACAGAUGAUAAAUCAGAGACGGACGGGAUAGCUGAUAGCUUGUCAGCUAGCAUUGCAGCAAUACAUACGGACAUCAAAGCUUUCCAAAUGGAUAUUAAAUGCGAUUUAACCGCCUUCCAAGAUUCUCUCGCAAAACAUGUGAAAAUGGAACUAAGGAACUUUAAACAAGAAGUCAAUCAAAAACUGGAUGGCCUUAUUACGGACCUAAACGCAACGGCAGGUCAACUAAGUGGAGAAGUGUGUUGGAGAAUUGGAGGAGAACAUUGCUGAGAUGAAAGAAAUGCUCGAUCAAACCAUCCAAAUUCAAGAAAAUUUACAAGAGAAACUGUUAAAUCUAGAAUCACGUAGAAAUAAUAUUCGGAUUUUUGGAAUCCCGGAAGGAAGCAAAGGGAAUAAUAUACUAAUAAUAAUAAAAAGACUUGGUGGAAAGAUUAUCAAAAUGGAGCUGUCACUCGACAAAUUGGACCUUAAAAGCCAAAGGUGUUACCGGGCACUCUGACCAAAACCACCCGCAGACACCACCCUAGAUCAGUGGUGGUAUUCUUCCUGGAAUACAAAACAAAGAAACUGGUCCUCCGCAUGGAGAAAGAAAGUAAUACACUGGAACGAAAAAAGGAUUUUUUUUGACCAAGACUACCCACCUGAGAUCCAACAGAAAAGACGGGCUUUUGCUCCGAUAAGAAAAAUUCUGAAAGAAAAGGGGAUUAAGUUCCAAACACCAUCGCCAGCGAAACGUAGAAUCUUUCUGGAAAACGGGCCGGUCGUGUACAAUUCAAUGACGGAGGCAUCAAGAGAUCUGAAGGAAAAAGGACAGAUAAACAGCGAAGAAGGAACUAUUAUAGGGAUCUCUGGGAAAGUGAAACAAAGACCUCGGCAAAAGAAGUGACAUGGAAGAAAAGUAAGUAAAAACAUCAAGUGAAGAUCUGGGAAAAACUAUGUGAAUUUCAAAGGGACAACACUGGCUCCAUUUGAAAGAAGGGUAAAACCUGACAGUUCCUAACAAAGAACUCUGAGAGACUGGUAAAACUUCUUGACUUAAUUCACAGAUGAUGGACAUUUAAAUCAUUUGAAGGAAGAAUGGUAUUUAACCGAACUGACCAACAACACAAGAUGAACGAUUAGAGCACACCAAGACUCAAGUCAUUGAGUAACAUACUGGUAGGAAGACAUGAAGGAAUUCUAAUUUAUAAAACUAAAAUCCCUUGCUAUAAUCAGAAAGUAGAAAUAUUUAACUUGAAAACCUAGCCAGAAAUACAAGAAUAUAAUAUUGCCAGAUAUGGGUGCUGAAUAUAUUCGUUAACAUUUUUUGUGCAAUAGGCACAGCAAGGAAGGGGCCCUUUAGAGAAGGAUGGAUUUCCCCUCACAUUAGGAAGUUAUUUUAAGACUUCAAGGUUUGGAGACCUUUUUCGUAAUGUUUUAUUAUGUGGUUCAAGAUAUUCAUGUUUGUGUUUUUCUUGUUCUGGUCACCGUGAUCUUCGCAAUAACAUCUGAUUAUAGUAUAUGCAAAAACAGGAAUAUAGAGUAAUUACUUUGAAUAUUAAUGGGUUACUAAAUCCGAUUAAAAGAAGCAAACUCGUGGCUAAAAUGAAAAGAGAAAAGCAACAGAUAAUCUUCUGGCAAGAGGAAAAAGGGAUUCUGGAAAAAUGGGAUUUAAGGUUUUCUUUUCCUCAUAUAAUAUUGGUCGUAAACGAGAAGUAAUGACAUUAAUCUCAAAUAAAACCAACUUUCAAAUAAUUUCUAAGAUUACUGAUAGAGAAGAACGAUAUAACCUAAUAAAAGGAACUAUCGACCAAAUCGAAGGUACUUUAAUAUAUAUAAACCUCCUGAAAAAGACAAAGCAUUUCUCAAAAAAAAAUAUUUACCAUUAUAGCCAAGGAGGCGUCAGGUACGUUGAUCUGUAGGGGAGACUGGAAUGUACAACUUCAUUCUAAAUUGGACUCAUCUUCUAAUAAGUAAAUUAGUAAAGAAACUAGACAAAUAAGAUUUAUGAUGAAAGAAUUAGGCUUAAUAGAUGUGUGGAGAGACAUAUAACCUCUUAAAAAAGAAUAUACUUCCACCCACAUGUCUUAUUCUAGAAUUGAUUAUUUUUUUAUGUUUGGGUCAGAUCAACAUAAAAUAAAAGACUGUAAAAUAGGAACAAGAGACAUCUCAGAUCAUGCAGGGGUAUAUUUAACAGUGUACCUGACCUGGACAAUAAACCCAAAAAGACAUUUUGGUGAUUUAACCCUAAUCAUUUGAAUGAUUUAACAUGUGUAGAAUAUGUUAAAAAAGAACUAUUAGAAUAUUUAAACAUAAUGAUAAUAGAGCGGUGCCAAACAGCAUUUCCUAUUGUUUACAUCUUUGCUACAAUACUGUUAAGGCUAGACACUGUCAUGAUACAUUUUAACAAAUAAAAACUCACAGGCUACAGCUUCUGCUUGUUGGAGCUACUCCUUCUUUGAAGAGAUUUUAACUGAAUCUAGCACUGAACUGGGAGAGAUUCUGGAAGCUGUGUUUUGUCAAAUCAU
Molecule: messenger RNA, 4520 nt
Organism: Danio aesculapii
Lineage: Eukaryota; Metazoa; Chordata; Actinopteri; Cypriniformes; Danionidae
Product: gastrula zinc finger protein XlCGF57.1-like
Exons: 3
Coding region: 68-1738 (556 amino acids)
Biological process (GO): regulation of DNA-templated transcription
Molecular function (GO): DNA-binding transcription factor activity, RNA polymerase II-specific; RNA polymerase II cis-regulatory region sequence-specific DNA binding
Source: RefSeq, a predicted model, not a curated record